Phascolarctos cinereus (koala) is the source of this 1503-nucleotide messenger RNA. It is a transcript of the gene TSC22D3, whose product is annotated as TSC22 domain family member 3. Lineage: Eukaryota; Metazoa; Chordata; Mammalia; Diprotodontia; Phascolarctidae. The record is from RefSeq and is a predicted model, not a curated record. Gene Ontology annotation, biological process: regulation of transcription by RNA polymerase II; negative regulation of activation-induced cell death of T cells.
GAGUCUUCCCACUGCCGCUACAGGUCCAAUCCUGAGUCUGGGUGUUAAGUUGAGAAACUUGGGCUGUCUGUCUGAGGGCUGUGGCACCAGUAAGCAGAGCGGCAGCCGCAGCAGCAGCAGCGGCAGCAGUGGCAGCCGCAGCAGCAGCCGCAGCAGGAAGCCAGCAGCCUUGACGCUCGGCUCCGCCGGCCGCUGAGUUUGGCGCCUCCAAGAAGCUCAGUCCCGAGAAGGCUCAGCGAGGAGUCAGAGUGUCCCUUGGGGACCGUCUGGGCGCAGCUCCCUCCCGAGCCGGCCCUGAGCGAGCUACGAUGGCCCUGUCCUCACCUGUAGGGCUGGAUUGCUGCACCUGCUGCCUGGACCUGGCCAACCGCAGCGGGCAGGAGGCCGGCGGCAGCGGCGAUGGCAGCGACGGCGGCGGCACCGGCGGGGGCACCGGCGCCUUGGCCAGCCCCAGCGUGAGCAACUUUCGGCAGCUGCGAGAACAGCUGGUGUUCGCGAACCUGAACGCAGACAAGCUGAACAAAAUCAUGCGGCAGGACUCCCUGGAGCCAGUGGUCCGCGACCCCUGCUACCUGCUCAACGAGGGCAUCUGCAACAGCAACAUUGACCAGACUAUGCUGUCCAUCCUUCUCUUCUUCCACAGUGCCUCCGGAGCUACAGUUGUGGCCAUCGACAACAAGAUCGAGCAAGCUAUGGAUCUAGUGAAAAAUCACCUGAUGUAUGCAGUUAGAGAGGAGGUGGAAAUCCUGAAAGAACAGAUCAAGGAGUUGGUGGAGAAAAACUCCCAGCUGGAGCGUGAGAACAGCCUUCUCAAAACCCUCGCCAGCCCUGAACAACUGGAGAAAUUCGAGUCUCAGCUGAGCCCUGAUGAGCAGACCACCCCUGUUGCCACCAAUUCACCUGAGCAGGAUGCAGGCUCUGCCGUGUAAGUGGCUCUGUCCUGGGGGUGGGCAGAGCCACGGAACUUUUUUCUACCUAGCUCCUUAAGAAUAUGAUUUUUUUUUCAUCCCCAAGUAUCAUCUCACAUAGAGAAUUGCCCAGCUUGCAUCAGCUGGUGCUGAGAUGUUCUAAGGGCAGACCUUCAUGGGCCCGCCCUAAGUGUUUGACCUCUGAAGAAAGAGCUCUUUUUGGAAGCUGAGUUACACGAGGAGAUGAUACCCCAGCUCACACCCACUGGCCCCAGGACAACCAAGGCAUGCACCUUGGCCAUUCCUGAAAACAGAACAGGGCUGUAUGCGUUGUUGUCCUUGUGGUUUUGUUGUUGUUUUUUUUUUUUUUAACACAACCUGUUUUUAAAUGGAAACCAGCAACAGUUAAGACAGGGUCAGGCUUCAGCUGAAUGGCCCCAGCGGUUUUCUUAGUGAGUUCUGCUUUUUUCUCUGUGGUACCUCUGUGGCAGCAGACGGGGCCCACUUUUUGACGCCCAUUCUAAUAUCUUCAAGAGUGGGUCUUUACUUGUUGAAAUGUAGACUGAAAUUUCAAUAAACUUUUCUAAAUAGAAAA